UUGGUUCAACCGGAGAAUGGCGUUGUGCUAGGCAGUAACUUUGUAACAUACCACUCAGAUGGUUCGCCAAAUACCUGUCGAGUUGUAUUCAAGGAGCCCAUCACCUUACAACCCAACGUCAGCUAUCUGGCCAGUGCUACUAUCAAGGGCCAGGAUUCCUAUUAUGGAACGGGUGGAAGGCGAGAGAUUAGCCAUGAAUGCAGGGCCGGUGGCAAAGUCACUUUCCAGUUCGCCUACGCGGCUUGUAUGAAUAAUGGGACCUCGGUUGAAGACGGACAGAUUCCUGAAAUUAUCUUCUUUGUUUGA
Molecule: messenger RNA, 306 nt
Organism: Rodentolepis nana
Lineage: Eukaryota; Metazoa; Platyhelminthes; Cestoda; Cyclophyllidea; Hymenolepididae
Source: the annotation of a GenBank genome assembly